AUGUCCGCUUCUCCGGUCCGAUGGGCAGCACCUCGAAGAAUUGUCAAUCGCCUGACAAAGCGUUUUACCAGGGACCUACUGCAAAUGGUGGAGAACAACAAUACGUCGCCUCACGACGUGCUGUCCCGAUUUCCAACCUCCGCUCGCUUGACCGUGAAACAAUCGACCAAUCGGUUCUUCAUGUACGAAGAACACGCACCCAACAAGAUUCAAGACGACGAUCCAAUGACACCUACCAUUACCACGACGCCAAUGGAGCUUGCCGAUUUGCUAGCCAACAAGGAUGAUGCUGAUGAUGAUGACGAUGCUGACUAUCAUUACUAUUGGACCAGCCCCAUUUCAUCCGUGGCUCCAACCCUUCUCCAAGACGAAUUUCAUUGGUACCAACAGCUCCAUCAUCACGAUGAAAAUGGUGAUGACACUACACUGGAUCCUUCCAUUCAUCAACGAUUGGAUCCACGCGGACCUUCCUUGUGGAUGGGAACCUUUGGGUCGGGGACCCAGUGCCACUACGAUGUCGCCAACAAUGUCAUUUUGCAGCUCCACGGAACGAAACGAAUUCGCUGCUUUCCUCCGCAUGUGGGUGUCACGCAUUUGCAUGUAUUUCCAGAUGCCCAUCCGAGGGCCCGCAAGUCUCAAGUCAAGUUCGAGACUGAUGAUCAUGAUCAUGAUCAUGAUCAAAGCCACAAUAAGGAGGUGGCCAAGAACCAGCAACAACAUUAUCCUCAUUUUGACCAAAAGAAUCCGCCCCAACCAUUCUUGGACAUUACCUUGCACCCUGGAGACGCCCUAGAGAUUCCAGCCUUUUGGUUCCAUCAUGUGGAAAAUGGAAUCACUUCUACUACUACUACUACCACUAUACGUCGUCCUCAUCGAAACGAAGAACAAGAACCAUCGGUGUCUCUCAAUAGCUUUGUACUGUCGGAACCCAUGAUGAUUGCACAACAAAUAUUUCAAAAGGCGAGUCAACCCAUGAUGCGGUACAAUGUAAGUUGUACAACCGAACAAGUCCCGGGAGUCUUGCGUGGACUUGGAGUGGCACUGGUUCAGAGUUUGGGACUACUACCACCAUGCAAUGAUGAGAAUGACGACGAAGCAGCCGCCGUGGCCUAUAUCCAACGAAACUUGCUGGACGCUAGGUACGCACCGCUAAUGGUGUCAUGGACGACGAACGAAGAGUCGAAUGGUGCCAGUGGUACAAAUACAAAUAUUCGUGUACCAAUCACGGACGAGCAACAACUGGCCAUAGAAACCUGUAUCAAGAGUAUACGUUCUGACUUCGAAGAUCUCGUCAUGAAGGAGGAGGAUAGGAUUGAUGACAACAACAACGACAAUGAAGUGUUGGUUGAUAGAAAUGGCAUUGUCGUCUUGGUCGCCUUGCACUUGUUGGAACUUUGGGCGGUGCAAAUGGUGGGAGCGUCUUCUGUCUACGAUGCAUGGAAGAAAGCACUACUAUAG
Messenger RNA from Cylindrotheca closterium, 1458 nucleotides. Lineage: Eukaryota; Bacillariophyta; Bacillariophyceae; Bacillariales; Bacillariaceae. The record is from the annotation of a GenBank genome assembly.